ACCAACUCGUCCACCGAGACUGGAGCACAGAGAUUCGUCCAUCUCCGUUGAGCGCUUUAGCAGAACUCUAACGGUGGCAGACCGAGGUCAACACGGAGGCCCCUUUUUCUCAUCAGUGGACCAUCACAGCCAUUACACUUCUAAAAGAGUGUCUUCCUCUCUUUCUUUAAUUCGGUUACGUCUUCAUCAAUGGAGUUCAUCUUCUGCAAGUUUCCAUGAAGCUUCAGCUCCAACUUAUGCAUUAUGUUUCACGAGUAAUCGACUUUUCUUUCUGUCUGGAUUAUGCCUUGACUAAUCGAGUUCUGGUUUUGCAAGUUUCCCUAUGGAAGUUGUAGCCAACUCAUCCUCUUCGACUUGUUAACCUUUUCUGCUAUACAUCUCCUUUUCUACUGAUAAAAGAAGAAGAAUGAUGACAUGAAGUGAUCGAAGAAUUACUGACUACGAUCAAGAUGUCAACUUUGCUGCUAACCUCUGGAGUUCUUGGCUUAAAAGAAGUUUCUCAGAGGAGGAGGAGAAGAAGGACGUGGCGCGCCCACUCCCUUCACGCCGAAUCGAAGCCCGAAAAGAGCGCGAUUAUUCCACGCGCGGCGAGUCUCGCCGCAGGGCAGGUGGCGGUUUCCUCCGAGCAGAAGGUCUACGACGUCGUCGUCAAGCAGGCCGCUUUGGUGAGGAAGCAACUGAGCUCGAAUACCUCCAUCGACCAGAAGCCGGAGACGGCAUUUCCGGGAUCGCCGAGCUUGCUGAAGGAGGCGUACGAUCGCUGUGGCGAAGUUUGCGCAGAGUACGCCAAGACCUUUUACUUGGGAACACUGCUAAUGACCCCCGAGAGGAGAAAGGCCAUCUGGGCAAUCUAUGUUUGGUGCAGAAGGACAGACGAGCUUGUGGACGGACCCAAUGCAUCGCAAAUCACACCAACUGCUUUAGAUCGAUGGGGGUCGAGGCUGGACGAUGUGUUUUCAGGCAGGCCAUACGACAUGUUCGACGCAGCUCUGUCUGAUACUGUCUCAGAGUUCCCUGUCGAUAUCCAGCCAUUUCGCGACAUGAUUGAAGGAAUGCGCAUGGACCUGAGGAAAUCCAGAUACAAGAACUUCGAUGAACUCUAUCUGUACUGCUAUUACGUGGCUGGAACUGUCGGGUUGAUGAGUGUUCCUGUAAUGGGCAUCGCACCCGAGUCGAGGGCUAGCACCGAGAGCGUGUACAGCGCGGCUUUGGCCUUAGGAAUUGCUAACCAACUUACCAAUAUACUUAGAGAUGUCGGCGAAGAUGCUAGUAGAGGGAGGAUUUACCUGCCACAGGAUGAGCUAGCUCGGGCUGGGCUGUCCGAUGAGGACAUUUUCGAAGGCAAGGUGACCGAUCGGUGGCGGAGCUUCAUGAAGAACCAAAUCGAGAGGGCGAGGAUGUUCUUCCGAGAGGCAGAGAUCGGUGUAACCGAACUCAAUCAAGCUAGUCGUUGGCCGGUUUGGGCUUCAUUGAAGUUGUAUAGGCAAAUCCUCGAUGAGAUUGAAGCAAACGACUACGAUAACUUCACGAAGCGAGCUUAUGUUAGCAAGGCGAAAAAGCUCAUGGCCUUGCCUAUUGCAUAUGGAAAAUCUCUAGUUAGGCCAUCUUCUCUGCUGCAAACUAACAUGUGAGAGAGCUGUCACGAAGAAGAGAAAAAUGUAUGUCCUCAGACUUUAUUUAGAUGAUUCUACAUUGUUUGUGAAAGAAAUAAGUCAGCAUCAA
This is a messenger RNA of Zingiber officinale, 1722 nucleotides long. Its product is annotated as phytoene synthase 2, chloroplastic-like. NCBI's taxonomy places the organism in Eukaryota, Viridiplantae, Streptophyta, Magnoliopsida, Zingiberales, Zingiberaceae. Gene Ontology annotation, molecular function: geranylgeranyl diphosphate synthase activity. The record is from RefSeq and is a predicted model, not a curated record. The transcript is spliced from 7 exons. Gene Ontology annotation, biological process: carotenoid biosynthetic process. The coding region runs from base 450 to 1631 and encodes 393 amino acids.